This is a messenger RNA of Lycium barbarum (goji berry), 1469 nucleotides long. RefSeq names its product RING-H2 finger protein ATL46. The coding region runs from base 336 to 1364 and encodes 342 amino acids. The record is from RefSeq and is a predicted model, not a curated record. Lineage: Eukaryota; Viridiplantae; Streptophyta; Magnoliopsida; Solanales; Solanaceae. The transcript has a single exon.
UUCAUUUGACAAAGUUAAAGGUAAAAAUACCAAGUUCUCUUUCCCUUCAAUUUCCUACCAAAAGUAUCCUGUUUUCUAACAAAUCCAGUUCAAGAUUUUGUCAUUUUCAUUCUUUCUUGAGCAUUAGUGAAUUUGGGUUUCUCGUAAAUGUAGAGAAAUGUGAGUCUAUUUCUUGUACACCUCAAUAUAUAUGAGCUGGCUUUGUCCUUGUGCCACCAGCAAGAAGUAGUACCAUAUGCUUUUCUUUCAAGUGAUGAAAAUGAUAUUACUGUCUGAUUCUUGAAAAAAGGUAUGAGCAAAAUAUUGUCUUUUUAGUAUGCGUACAAGUGCCAAUAAUGCCUUGGGAAAAAUAUGUUCUUUUGAACCACCAUAUUCAUUUAUCCCAUAAAGAAUCCUCUACACCACCGCCAUCAUCAUCAACUGGAAAUAAAAUUAGUCCAGCUGUUCUUGUUAUCAUAGUAAUAUUAGCUAUCAUAUUCUUUAUUUCUGGUGUCUUGCAUUUGUUAGUUAGGUAUUUGAUGAAAAAUAGGUCCACUUCAUCAAUCUCUCAAACUAAUAGAGACCCUCAAAGGCAAUUACAACAGCUUUUUAAUCUUCAUGAUUCAGGUUUAGAUCAAACCUUAAUUGAUUCUCUUCCAGUGUUUCUCUACAAAGAUUUAGUUGGUUUAAAAGAGCCAUUUGAUUGUGCUGUUUGUUUAUGUGAGUUUUCAGAAAAAGAUAAAUUAAGGUUGCUCCCUUUAUGUACUCAUGCUUUUCAUAUAAGUUGUAUAGAUACAUGGUUGUUGUCAAAUUCAACUUGUCCACUUUGUAGAGAUAUCCUUUUUACACCUGGUUUUUGUACUGAAAAUCCAAUCUUUUGCUUUGAUGGUGAUGAUGAAUGUGGUGGGGUUUCAGAACAUGUUAGUCCAAAACCAAAUGAGGAUUUAGAUAGGACUAUUAGUUCAAGAAGGGUGUUUUCAGUGAGACUUGGCAAAUUCAAGAACAUAAACAAUGGUGUUCUUGAAAUUGGGAAAAGGGAGAUGGGAGAGACUAGUAACAGGAAUUUGGAUUCAAGAAGGUGUUUUUCAAUGGGGUCUUGUCAAUAUGUGGAGGCUGAUUCAGAAUUGCAAGUGGCUUUGUGUCCUAAUAGUGCUAAAGAUCAUGGUGUAGAUGGUGGUCAAUUGAGGGGAAUUGUGAAAGGGAAAAGUGGACAUAUUGGAAAUUCUGCGAAUGAUGGGGACAAUUAUGGGAAAAGGUUGAACAUUGGAAAUAAAAGGGAGAGUUUUUCUGUUUCCAAGAUUUGGAUGUGGUCCAAGAAGGAUAAAUUUCAUAAUUCUGAAGAUGUAAGUUUACCAUGGACUGAUCAUAGAGCUCAACAUGUUUGAAGAUAGUAUACAAAUCUUUUGUUUUUUCUUUUACUUUCUUCAAUUGCCUUGUAGUUUGGUUAAUGAAAAUUCAUUUGAUUAUUCAGUUGCUAAAGUUGUUCUGGA